GCUUUAGUAAGUCGCAGUCAACGCUUCGGAAAUGUUUCAAUUGCGGAUAGUUUUGCUUUUGUUUUGGCUGAGAUAUGUCUUGGCCGUAGACUUUUGUAAUAUGACGGAGUGCAAGGAAAAGCCGCAUUUGGGCUGCAACAAUGAUUUGACCUUUCAUAGAAGCUGCAUGCGUACGCAUGUGCUUGUCAAUAUGCAGAUAUAUGAGGACUAUCUGGUGAAGAUACACAAUAAAUAUCGGAAUGAUGUUGCCUCGGGUAUAAUUCGGGGUCUACCCAAGGCUCAACAAAUGCCGGAGUUGCUGUGGCACUCAAAACUUGCCCUGUUGGCCGAAUACCAUGUAAAACGCUGUCUCAAUAUGUUAACCAACUAUUGCGUGUCCCUCACGAAUUUCACCGAACCGGGGGUCAAUUAUGGAUUGAAUUGGCUAAAUGUUGAAUCGAAUAGCAAUUACCGUCCAAGAAUUAACUCAAAUAAGAUCACGCUGCAAGUAGAUCAAUGGAUGCAUCAGGUAUAUAGUCUGGCAAACCCAACACCGUACGAUGAAGAGGUUUAUGAGAUCAGAAAUAUACUGAACGAUAGAAACUUCUUCUUGGGCUGUGCGGCGGCUGAGGAUUAUGAUCGGCGUAACAGCCGCUUUGUGUUGAUCUGUUACUAUGGUGCGAAAUAUGAGUGGGGAACACCCGUCUAUCAGAAAGGCACUUUUCUACCAAUAAAUUGUCCUCGCAAUCGCAGCGAUAACUAUGCACAUUUGUGCAAGCCCUAUAAAGACAUCGAGGACUAGGGAAAUUAAUAAAUAAACUAUUUCGAGUAUUACAAUUUAACCAACCACACACAACCCUUUUGUCAUUUUGGUGUCUAAUUAAAUGUGACAACAGCUUGAGAAAUGAAAACAUUUGUGCUACAAUAUUUUCCAUUAAAAUUGCUUUGCACACACACAAAGAAUAAAAUGUGCGAGGUAAAAUGUAAAAUGUAAAAAAUAAAGUAACAAGCUGGCAAAGUUACUUCGAAGAAGUAUUUUCUAAAGCAAUUUGUUCGUCAUGAGCCAGAAAAGCGCUGCUCCUGCCACAAGGCACUCGACUACUUCUUUACAUUCGGAGGACCUGCGCAAAACUGACACG
Molecule: messenger RNA, 1118 nt
Organism: Drosophila innubila
Lineage: Eukaryota; Metazoa; Arthropoda; Insecta; Diptera; Drosophilidae
Product: allergen Tab y 5.0101
Exons: 2
Coding region: 32-781 (249 amino acids)
Source: RefSeq, a predicted model, not a curated record